Messenger RNA from Theileria orientalis strain Shintoku, 828 nucleotides. RefSeq lists its product as hypothetical. Bases 1 to 828 code for a protein of 275 amino acids. The record is from RefSeq and is a predicted model, not a curated record. The transcript is spliced from 3 exons. Lineage: Eukaryota; Apicomplexa; Aconoidasida; Piroplasmida; Theileriidae.
AUGCUUGUUUCAUAUUUACUGAUUUUAAGCUGCGUUUCCAUAAGGCAGCCGUGGGUCACGUGUAAAUUACAAAAGAGGCAUUGCACGCAGCUAAAUCGCAAUAAAAUAAUAGGAUUCAUUAACAGAAAUUAUAAAAACACAUAUGGAUAUAAAAUUGACGUAAAAAGUCGGUAUUUGAGCAGAGUAAAUGAUACACAUAAACUGAAGGACCAGCCUUCUGCACUUCAUUCGCAAGAAGAUGACAGGACGAACAGGGACGGAAGAGCAUAUUUUCAAAAAAAUUACCACAAGUUUAAAAAAAUCAUCUCACCCCUGGAUAGUAACGUCACAGUUCUGGAUUCGGCAGUUUCAAUUUGGGCGUAUGUAAUUCCCCUAAUGAAGUGCUCGGAGAACUUCGAGCAUCUGCUGUUCACGCUGAACCUGCCCUCACUGGUUAACAAACUAAUUUUAAGGUUGCUGAAUAUUAAAACGGUUAUUUCGUCCAUUCCGAACCUGAUGGACGUGAUUAUGCUAACAAUAAAUAAGGUUUUUCUGGUCGAAAAUAGACUUAAUCUGAGCCACUUCAUUCGGUUCAACUUCACACAGGGGAACAUACUGUACAUGUACGUUAACCUGCUGAGUCUGUUUUACAGCGACUUUAUCACUCCCCUGGGGGACAGCCUAGUUCCAACGUUCGUGGGAUACACACUGAUGUUCUCCUCGAUCGCACCGCUCUUUUACUGUAUGAUAUGCUCCCUGCUUGGAAAAUACGCACAGUUGCCAAUAGUAUCCCAGGCGGCUGAAAUGACAGUAAACUCAAGGCGUUUAGCUAGGAAGCUAACUAAAUAA